AUGCAGAAGACGACGUUGAUACCGACCCCGGAGACGGUGUCGACCACGUCGUCGACGCAAUCGAUCCUCAGCUCGACAGGGGGUCAACAGCCACUGGCGCCUCCUUCUGGCAUAGAGGAACCCGACAUUGAUAUGUUGGCGGCAGUCCGAUCUGACAUAAACACCAUUCAGGACACGUUCUCGCUGAAAGCGGUGCCUAGAGACGCGAUGAUCAUUGGUCUCGCGGGCGUCGUGCCGUACUUUGUUACUUCUGCAGGGACGUUCCUCUGCGCGAGCGAGAUCAUCACCGCCGACACGACGGCCACCGGCUACCUGUUCACCGCGAAAGGCGCCGAGAUGUUUCUCCAAAUCCUGGAACCUCUUCAGGUUGGCUAUGGGGCGGUGAUCCUUUCCUUCCUCGGCGCCGUCCACUGGGGCAUGGAAUGGGCCGGCUACGGCGGCCACCACAGCUACAAGCGCUACGCGAUCGGCGUGUUCGCGACGGCGUUCGCGUGGCCCACGAUUCUACUAGAGGCAGAGACGGCGCUCAUCUCCCAGUUCGCGGCGUUCGUACUGCUAUAUUACGCGGACACGGCGGCGACGGUGCGCGGUUGGGCGCCGCCGUGGUAUUCGACCUACCGGUUCGUGCUGACGUUCGUGGUGGGCGCGGCGAUCUGCGUGUCGUUGAUUGCGAGGUCGAUGGUGAAGGAUAAGGUGGUGGUGCAUCGGGGGCCGAUGAGUCGGUUUCGAAACUUCACGGACGAGUUGAGGAUUGAGAAGAAUAAGGGGGAGAAGAUCCAGGCAGAGGAGGGGGGGUGA
Eremomyces bilateralis CBS 781.70 is the source of this 798-nucleotide messenger RNA. RefSeq lists its product as uncharacterized. Bases 1 to 798 code for a protein of 265 amino acids. The transcript has 3 exons. Lineage: Eukaryota; Fungi; Ascomycota; Dothideomycetes; Eremomycetales; Eremomycetaceae. The record is from RefSeq and is a predicted model, not a curated record.